This is a messenger RNA of Pelobates cultripes (western spadefoot toad), 1340 nucleotides long. NCBI's taxonomy places the organism in Eukaryota, Metazoa, Chordata, Amphibia, Anura, Pelobatidae. The record is from the annotation of a GenBank genome assembly.
CAGACGCAAAAUGAUAUAAAGAAUAAUUUGCCUGGAUCAUAUGUGAGCCUGAGCAGUGACCAUGAAGAGCAACCAUUGCCAGAAACAGAAGAAAAAUAACCAUCUGGAGAGGCUGUUAUAGUUCUGAAGCAAAUGAUGGAAAGCCAAGACUUUGCAGUACCUGCACUCCAAGAGAAGGCAAAUAUUAAAGAAAAGACAGAAAGCAUAUGCUAUGACAGGAAUUUCUUACUCCAAUUCAAAUCCAUCACACAGGAGCCAAAGGACUUCGCUGAGAUCUGUAAAAACCACCAAGGUAUGGUUAUUAGCCCUCACCUUCGGCCAGUGGAUCCUUCACAAUUGACUCGCAGGAAUUGUACACCUCCAUCUGCAAAUUUCUGCCACCCUGCUAAGGGUAAUCGCAGAUUGCCAUCUGGAAUGGGUCAAAUGAGGUCUCAGCAAGCUCCUGCUAAAGAAACUCAUAAAAUUAUUCAACUCAACGAGAAUGUUACACUGCAAAAAUCUGCCAAAGCUUGGAGACCUCCUAUGAAAAGGGCAAAAGAAGAACCCAGUAGAGUCAAGGCUCAAGAACUGUUUCGGAGAGCUCGCGGUAUUCUAAAUAAGAUCACUCCUCAGACAUUCCAGCACUUAAUCCAUCAGGCGAAGGACCUCUCUGUAGACACAGAGUAUCAUCUUAAAGGUGUUGCUGAACUCAUAUUUGAAAAAGCAGUAGCAGAGCCUCAUUUGCAGUGAUAUAUGCCAACAUGUGCAACUGGCUAAAGAUGCUUGAGGUCCCAACAGAAGAAAAUUGUGAAGUGUGCAUUACGUUCCGCAGGCUGCUAAUAAGGCUCUGCCAGGUGGAGUUUGAGAGAGGUGAAAAAGGUGGUGAAAGAAUUGAAGAACUGCAGAAGGAACUGGAUGCUGCUAUGUCACCUAAUGAAAAGACUCGACUGAAGGAGGAAUUGAGUGAUGCCUGUAAUAGAGCAUGCAGGCGAUCCCUAGGGAACAUCAAAUUUAUUGGAGAGCUAUUUAAAUUAAAGUUGCUGUCAGAAGACACCAUGAACGACUGUCUCAUUAAGCUACUAAAGAGGAACAACGAGGAGUCCAUGGAGUCCGUCUGCCUAUUGUUAACAUCAGUUGGAAAGUACCUUGAAAAUGGACAAUCUGGCAUGGACAAUUAUUUCAACAAGAUUAAUAUCUUCAUUACAAACAGGACAACUUCUUCUAGGAUUAGGUUUUUGGUGCAGGAUGUGUUGGAUCUGAGGAGAAAUAACUCGGUACCGCGACACCAUCCCGAGGGACCAAAAACAAUUGAUCAAAUCCACAAAGAGGCAGAACAGGAAUCCAAAAGAAAAGUGCAGUGA